GAUCCCUCCAGAGGCGUUGAUUUAUUUGCAGAGCCUCCUGGUCGUCCGGGGGCUUGAAUAUGCAUCCGACUCUGGGUCACCGCCUGCCAGCGGUACCGUCACUAAGCCCAGCAACAUGCAGCCCACGCAGCAACCAGAGCCAAGAGACGAAGCUCCAUUCGAUACCAAAGUCUCAGAGCACGAAGACCAGGCUGCGGUGCCAUCAAUCGAGCAGUCGAGAGCAGUCGAUUCAGUCGAUCCAGUCGAUUCAGUCAAUCCAGCCGAUUCAGUCGAUCCAGUCGAUCCAGUCGAUCUCGUCCGUGCUGAUCUAGUCAUGGGGCCAAUCGUGGCUCCUCCUCGCCGAUACAUCGUCGAUUCGCAGGAAGAGGCACACGAGAUCGAGUACCUCCGCGAGCAGCUCAUCCAGAGAGACAAUGAAUUUGCCCGGCUGACGGAAUUUAUGCUCAAGCUUCCCUCGCAAUCGGAUGUCGACCGCCUCACCGUCCAGAUUGCUUCACUCCAGCAGCAGAUAUCCGACCACGAGCGGCAGGGAGAGACCCCACCGACCGGAUUGGCUUCGCGUGGAUCGGCACUUGGUCGGGCUCAGAAUGGGGACAUUCUUCUCGACGACAUCGAUGUCGUACAGCAGGAACUGGCCCGAGUCCGACGAGUCUUGGGCGAGACCCAAGGCGAAUGCACCCACUGGAAGGCCCUCUACGAAGAUGCUGUCCUGCAGGCCACUGAGCGCACGAUGGCCGUCGAGACUACCAAAUCGACCAACACAUCGCCAGUCGACACUAACGACCCCAAUGAAGAAACGCUGCAGACGUCCAGCGCUUUAGCGAGUCUUGCAAGCCUGCAAGAAAAGCACGAUAUGCUUGUGCACAGGGUCAGCGAGCUCGGCGAGAUUAUUCGACACAGGGAUGCUCAACUGGAAGACUCUGCUCUCCGUGAAGAUAGCCUCAAACACGAGAUCCAGGUGCUCCGUCGAGCCCAAGUGGACUAUGGCUCGCUGUUGCUGCAAGGCAAGGACGCAACCACUGCCGAGGUUUUUGCUGCUCUCAACGCCAAAUGCCGCCAGCUUGCCGACGAGGUAUCGCUGUAUCAAGUGCAGGCUCGGGAACAGGCGAUGCUGAUCGAGACCCUCAAGACGGCCGUGCACAACACCGAGAUACUUGAGCGACGGAUUUCCGAUCAGGCCGAGGAAAUCACCAAGCUCAACGAUGCCACCGAGCGGCUUCGGUACACAAGCAAGCUCAAAGAGGAGGCUCUCCUGACCGAAGUCAAGCGCUUCCACAGUCACAAUGCUACGACCGAGGACCGGCUCUAUCGUCUGUGGCAGAUUGCCGUCGAGCCUGGAAGCAAGUUUGAUCCCGAGCGAGUAGUUCUAGAUGAGUGGCUUGCCGAAUGGAUGGCCAUGAUGAAAGAGAAGGUCGUGAGGCUCCAGGCCGUGAUUGAUUCCUCCGAGGCCAUCAUCGCCAAGCAACACGACAAGCUCAUCAGGCUGAUGGAAGAACAGCCUACCAAGAAAUCCGCAGCAUCUCCCAGCUUUGGAAGCGAUCCAAGCCCGCCUGAGGAGACCCCCGCCGCCCAGGAUGCGUCUCGUCCGACAGAUUCGCACAGGUCGACCGAUGCUGGCACUCAGACCGAUCCCAUGAUGGCCUUCACACGAAUCAGCACCAUCAAGGCCGAGCUACUGUCCAACUUGGAGACACGAUCCUCGGCCUCGGCUUCGACGACGGGUGAACCAUCGCAGAUGCUUGAGGAGGUCCUCGAAUCGGGUGAAGGCAGCCACGUCGCGACACAACCUCCAGCCACGCCGCUGCAGCUCUCCCCGCAAGGGAGCUCUCGGAACUUGGAGGCUGGUGGCCGAGACGACAAGUCCACCACCGAAGCCGACAAGAUCAGAGCAAAACUCAAGAAGCUGGCUGUUCAAUACACCGAGCUACAGAACGUAUGUGCUGGGCUAGAAGACCAGGUUGCGUAUCAAAUCCAGAUCAACAACGAAAUGAAGCAACUGAUCGCUCGGAGCAGUCUUGGUAUCGGUCGGAACCAAGUCAAUGAGGCACAUGAGUUGCUGGAGCGCUACAACGAUGCGCUCGUGCAAGUCGGGUUGCUGCGGCUCGAAAACGAGCGAUGGAGGGCGCGGUGCGAGGAGCUGGAGGAGGUCGUCGAGAGCAUUGUGAUGCAACAAACGGACCCAGAGACAGACUAGAGCAUGUCUUGCUAAACUGCCGUAGUCAGGCCGAAUGUAUAUUCUGAUAUCAUAUAUACACACACCCCAACGUUCGUCCCAGGCCCUGCGCCACCAAGUAUGAAAGUUGGGUGCGGAUGCCGUUGUCCAUGCUACUGCUGGAGCACCAGCACGGGGUCCUUCGCGAGCUCGUUGUCCAAGAAUGGCUCGAGAAUCACAUUCAGAAUGUAAUCGGCAGUGCCGUUCAUCUG
Messenger RNA from Polychytrium aggregatum, 2424 nucleotides. RefSeq lists its product as uncharacterized. The transcript is spliced from 2 exons. NCBI's taxonomy places the organism in Eukaryota, Fungi, Chytridiomycota, Chytridiomycetes, Polychytriales. Bases 116 to 2194 code for a protein of 692 amino acids. The record is from RefSeq and is a predicted model, not a curated record.